GGGGUUCAUGUAAACUGCAGAGUUCAAAGUUUUGUCCUUCAUUCCAGAGCCCUUCGCCAUUCAAGCGUUCUCUUCGGAAGGUCUGCCAUCAUGGUAACCUCUAAAAGAGUGUACAAUUGGUACAUCUCUCUCGUGGCGGCAUCAUGUAUGGUGCUAUACGGCUACGAUGCUUCUGUUUUCAAUGCAGUCCAAGGCUCAAAACAUUGGGUCGCUUACUUCAACCACCCUAAUUCCCAAACCAUUGGAGCCAUCAAUACCGCAUACACAGUUGGAGCGGUCGUUGCGGGUUUUUUCCUUGGAGGGCCAUUGGCAGAUUUUGGUGGACGUAGGAUGGGCAUGACUGUUGGCGCUGCUCUCGUCAUCAUUGCGACAUUCAUGCAGACUUUCUCCCCUCGAGGCAAUGUUGGCUGCUUCAUUGGAGGCCGUGUCCUCAUUGGUAUUGGACAGGGUUUGGCAUUGACCGCUGGCCCCAUCUACAUUGGCGAAUUGGCACCAUCGGAAAUUCGUGGAAUGAUCAUGUCAUUCUGGCAGAUGUUCUACUCUGUGGGCUCCUUCAUUGCCUACUGGGUUAAUUAUGCCUGCUCUAAGCACACCAAGACUCUGGGAGAAUGGGACUGGAAAAUGGUUGUCAUAUUCCAACUCCUCAUGCCAGUGCUUAUCAUCGCUCAGGUCUAUUUUAUCCCUGAGACGCCUCGGUGGUACAUCCAGCACGGAAAUCGUAUUGAAGAUGCCCGGAAGUCUCUCUACAAAGUCCGGGACACAGAUCAAGAGGUCGAAGACGAGAUCCUCGCUAUCCGUGAAGCUAUUGAAUUCGAAAAGGAAGCCAUCUCAAGCGGGUAUUCUGCUCUCUGGAAAGACAAGUCAGUGCGAAAGCGCAUGUACCUUGCUCUUAUCAUCAAUGCCGGACAACAAAUUACUGGUCAAGGAACGCUCAACUCAUACAGCACAAUCAUCUAUAAGAAGGUAUUUAAGGAUGCCUCCCAGAUUGCCUUGAUUAACGCUCUCAAUGCAACCUUUGGAAUAAUAUUCACGUUAAACGCCACAUGGACCGUCGAUCGUUUUGGAAGGAAGUUCCUUUUGAUCACCGGAGCCGUCGGAAUGGCCAUUUGCAUGUUGAUUGUCGCCACCGUGGAAACUCAAACUCCCAGUCCCAGCGGUGCCAAAACAGUUCCUGUCGGCAUUUCCAUCGUAUUUCUGAUGUUCCUAUUCGCCUUCUUUUAUAAACCAUCCUGGGGAGCAACAGUCUGGAUCUUCACUUCUGAAAUCUUCUCCAUGAACGUCCGUGCACAAGCCGUCGGAAUGUGUUCGCAAACCCAAAACGUUGCAAACUCGAUUGUCCAGCAAUUCUUCCCAACCUUCCUCGACAACUGCGGUUUCUACGCCUUCUACAUGUUUGCUGGUAUCAAUGGGCUUCUCGCUGCUUUCGUAUGGUGGUUCUUGCCUGAGACGAAGAAGGUCUGCUUGGAGGAGAUUGAUACAUUGUUCGGUGGAACAAAUCAUGUUGAGAAGGGUGCUGAGAUUGUAGGUGCAGAGGACCCGCAUCACGCCCGAUUGGAGAGUAUUCAUAUUAGUGAAGAUGGGAAGGCUGUGACGGAGAGGAGAGAUACGCAAAAGGCGUAG
Lindgomyces ingoldianus is the source of this 1620-nucleotide messenger RNA. Its product is annotated as sugar transporter. Gene Ontology annotation, biological process: transmembrane transport; carbohydrate transport. Lineage: Eukaryota; Fungi; Ascomycota; Dothideomycetes; Pleosporales; Lindgomycetaceae. Gene Ontology annotation, molecular function: carbohydrate:proton symporter activity. The record is from RefSeq and is a predicted model, not a curated record. The transcript is spliced from 6 exons. The coding region runs from base 91 to 1620 and encodes 509 amino acids. Gene Ontology annotation, cellular component: membrane.